GAAGAGGUGCUCGUUGGAUGAGGAACCCAGGAAGGCCCGCCCAGAUUCGGGCCCCGUGCCCUGGUCCUCUGGGCUGGGGGCACGGGCGAAGCUGGGGCCUAGGGUACCAAGAGGCGCCAGCUGGACGUGAGGCUGGAGCCCGCGGCUUAGGCGGAUUACCCUGAGGAGAGGGACUCUUUCGACAUCCAUCGAUUCCUGCUUACCUCCAGACGGAGCUGGAGCCCUCCACCCUUCCUGCUCAGGCCUUUGGUUAUUUUCCAAAGGCCAGCCACCAAGAUAAGCCUUGUUUACCAUGACUUUCUCUUAGGGAUAGGAGGCCCAUGUUUGGAUAAUCUGACACCCUCCCUGCAGCAAAGAAGGAUUCCGCACCUGGGGUUGUUUACCAGAAUUGACAAAGGGAAGAAGCCAUGCCUACUUGGGGGGCUGGUUCCCCAACCCCUGACCGCUUUGCGGUGUCUGCGGAGGCAGAAGAUAAGGUUCGGGAGCAGCAGGCCCGUUUGGAGCGCAUCUUCAGAGUGGGGAUGAGUGUCCUCCCCAAGGACUGCCCUGAGAAUCCUCACAUCUGGCUGCAGCUUGAGGGCCCCAAGGAGAACAUCAGCAGAGCCAAGGAGUAUCUGAAGGGUCUCUGCAGCCCAGAACUGCAAAAUGAAAUCCACUACCCCUCCAGACUGCACUGUAUCUUCCUGGGAGCCCAGGGCUUCUUCCUUGACUGUCUGGCCUGGAGCACAUCAGCCCAUCUGGUACCUCAAGCACCUGGCUCACUGAUGAUCAGUGGCCUAACUGAGGCCUUUGUCAUGGCUCAGAGCCGUGUGGAGGAGCUAGUGGAGCGACUGAGCUGGGACUUUCAGCCAGGACCAUGUCCCAGAGCCUCUCAGAGUACUGGAGUGCUGAGAGACUUCUCUGCUCUGCUGCAGACCUGGGAGGAUGUUCAUACUGAGGCCCUGCUGCAGCUGCCCCUGGCUGUUCAGGAAGAACUCCUGAGUCUGGUGCAGGAGGCGUCCAGUGGGCAGGGGCCACAAGUAUUAACCUCAUGGGAGGGGAGAAGCGCAGACCUGCCGGGUACUCAGUAUCAGGGAGUCAGGGCUCUCCAGAGUGAAGGUGGGGAGUCCCUGCACACUGGAUCUGUGGGGUGGAGAGAAUCAAAGGGAGCAGUGGGAGAGAGUCAUACUAUAGAGAAGGAUCGAGGGAAACAGGGUGGUCCCAGGGAGAUGGAUUUGUGGUGGAAGGAACUUCCUAGGGAAGAUGCCUGGGACAGAGAAGUUUCUUUCAGGCCAUAUUCAGCGGGUGGAGGGACAGGGGAAGAUGGGUCCCUGAAAAGAAAGGCCCUAGGAAAGGAGGGGGUGCAUCAGGAAAGAGGUGGGUUCAGUGUCCAGGGUGAGCUUUCUGGUGCCCAUGGCCUCUGUCAGAGGACAUCUCAACCCCGGGGAGCUUCCCUCCUUCAGCGGUUACACAAUGGAAAUGCCUCACCUCCAAGAGUACCUAGCCCUCCACCUGCGCCUGAACCCCCCUGGCCCUGUGGAGACCGGGGAGACCGGGGGGAUAAACAGCAGGCUGUGGCUCGAGGUCGAGGGUCCCCGUGGAAACGAGGCACCCGUGGGGGCAACUUAGUGACUGGCACGCAGCGUUUCCAGGAGGCCCUGCAGGAUCCUUUCACCCUGUGCCUUGCCAAUGUGCCUGGCCAGCCAGACCUCCGCCAUAUUGUCAUUGAUGGCAGCAACGUGGCCAUGGUCCAUGGGCUCCAGCACUACUUCUCUAGCCGGGGCAUUGCCAUUGCUGUGCAGUACUUCUGGGACCGUGGCCACCGUGACAUAACUGUCUUCGUGCCUCAGUGGCGUUUCAGUAAGGAUGCCAAGGUUAGAGAGAAUCCUGUUUGUUCUUUUUCUAUAGAGAGUCACUUCCUGCAAAAGCUGUACUCCCUCAGCUUGCUCUCCCUAACCCCCUCACGAGUCAUGGAUGGAAAGAGGAUCUCCUCCUACGAUGACAGGUUCAUGGUGAAGCUGGCAGAAGAGACCAACGGGAUCAUUGUCUCCAAUGACCAGUUCCGGGACUUGGCAGAGGAGUCUGACAAGUGGAUGGCAAUCAUCAGAGAGCGCUUGCUACCUUUCACCUUUGCGGGAAACCUCUUCAUGGUUCCUGAUGACCCACUGGGAAGAAAUGGCCCCACCCUGGAUGAGUUCCUGAAGAAGCCAGCCAGAAAACAGGGAUCUUCUAAGGCUCAGAAUCCUUCCAGGGGCUUUGCAGAACAUGGUAAUCAGCAGCAGAGGAGGGAAGAAGAAAAAGGUAGCAGUGGCAUUCGGAAGACCCGGGAGACAGAGAGGCUCCGGCGCCAGCUGCUGGAGGUGUUCCGGGGUCAGGAUCACAAGGUGGACUUCAUCCUGCAGCGGGAACCAUACUGUCGGGACAUCAACCAACUGUCUGAGGCCUUACUUGGUCUCAACUUUUGAGCCCUACCUGCCUUCGUGGCUGUUGCCCAGUUUAACCCCAGCCUCCCCCAGCUCAGCCCCUUCUGGGAGAGUCCCUCUGCUGCUCAUACUCUGACCCAGGCUCACUCUGAGUUGGUAAUUUGGGUCAGGGAAGCACUGGGGAGGAACAUUUAAGUGAGGGAUAUCUCUUGCCUGUGGCCCUCUGGGGGCAGAUCCACAAACUGACCCAAUCUCAAGUGAGGACCUCAACCAGCUCUCGGGAGGUCUGCUCAGCCUUAACUUUUCAACCUUGCUGUAGCACAGGGCUUCUGUAGGGAGUGGGGGCUGCAGGAAAGGGUAAGUCCUGGAGAUUGGAGCUAUGGCUGAGUUGGGGAUGGGCCUGUGACCUUGACUGAGCUGCUUGGCCUUUACUGCUGCCUGGAAAUCAGAAGUAAAACUGCCUGUUGGGAAGAAAAAUGAGAUUACAGAGGAAAGCUCCUUGGAAGAAAAGUACUUAGACAAAGUCUCAGGUGUGCCUGUCUGUGGCUGCACAGGCUCCCUAAGCAAACCUCACUUUCAGAGAUGGUGGGUCCUCCACGUCCAGGGCCCAUGCCCUAGAUUUUAACACUGUGUCCUUGUAUAACAUGCCCUAUAAUGGCUGCGUCCCUUUUGGGCAAACUUUAAAGUCCACAUUUACAAGGUAGUUCAAUUAGGAUGACUGUUUGUAGUACCAAAAUACUCUCAGGGUUCCUAUAAAUGGCAGCUCUCCUGUUGCAUUCCAGGGUUUGUUUACAGAUUAACAAUUAUGUCAGAAAGUCCCUGGUUAGAUCCUUUAGCUGAAAUGUUGACGGCAUUCACCAAAUUGAUGAAGCCAUGCCGUGCAGUGACAAAAUAGAUGUGAUCUGACCCUAAAGUUUUCUUUACGGAAGACAUAGGUUGCCUAAAGCAAGGCACAGUUCUGCUUUGUGUAGGUGUGUGGAGAUGGGAGGGCUACAGAAGUUUUAUUAGAUGAACCAAUUAUCCAGAAAAUGAAAACUGAAGAAUCAGAAUUGGAAGGAUCUGAUCAGCCACUGGACCAACCCCACUGUUGCAUUGUAACAUGCUCUUUCUAUCCUGAUUCUCACAAGUCAAUGCUUGUAUGUUUGAAUUCCUCUUGUUCUGGGGAAUUUUCUCCCUGCGAGGCAGCACAUUCCUCCUGUGGACAGUAUUAAUCAGUAGUCUUUCUUCUAGUGUAGCCUAAACUAUACUUUUAUGUUACUGCUCAUUCCCCCAGGAAGAAUAGUCAAUUUUCCUAGAGUCCAAGACCAGAUAAAGAGGUAGGACAGUACCCUUAGUUCUGUUUGUUUGGCCCUGCAGUCUCUCCCUGAAUAAACCUUUUCAGGCUCUUACUUCUUCUUUCCCUUGAGUGGCACAGAAGUUGCAUGAGGAGCAGAAUGAGAGAGUCCCAGUGUCUUUGCCUGUGUCCCCCUGGUGACUUAUAUCACUAGACUGUAUUGACCCCAGGCUAGGGGCAGGUAUGUUGGAGACAGGCUAUUCAGGGAGGUAACAAUGACUUACACAACCCACAGUGCUCUGGGAAGAAAGGAGAUUGGUUAAUAUGGUCCAAACUGGGAGCUAGGAGGACUGCUUCUGGUUGGCUGUGGCAGGUGUCACAACUUCAGGUAGAUUAGAAGGAUCCUAGAUGAACACUUGGGAUUUACUUCUUCCUGACAUGGUUGAAUCCGUCAUUUGUGAUUAUUUCUCUGUCCUUUUUACUUUCCAUGACUGGGUGUACCCAGAGGCCAGAGGUAUCUUCUACCCUUUUGUGCUGAAGGCCUUGGUAGAAUGAAGUGGCCCCCAUCAGAUGAGAGGCAAAUCCUAGGCUUCUUGCAGACAGGGACAUUGGUUUGUCCUGCUUCAGUUUGAUAAAUUGGGACCAACAUGUGAUUGCUUUUAUUAAUUCACUACCCUUUGGUGACACAGGUUGAAUGUUGACCUAAAUGGGGCUUCAUCUCUUCUGCUGGCAUCCUAAUGGCACUCUGAAUGGGUUUGCAGGAUGACCACAAAACUCACUGGAAAUGGAUUAUCAUUUAUCUUCUAACCUCUACUUUCAUCAUGACUUUAUGCCCCAUAACUUUGACCAGCUCUUUUGGUUACUGAGGGACCAAGAAAAGAAAAGGUGAGGAGAGAUGUUGCCUAUCAAAACCCUGUGUAGGGAAAUGAAUCAUCUUGGGUGACAGUCCUUGAAAUAAAUUAUUGGAGAAUCUAGGCCAAAGAGAUGAGCAAAAGCUAGUGAGAUAAUUUAUCUUUAUUGCCAAACCUGCAGAGCAUUUUCUACACAGAGAACUGGGACAAUAAUGCAGCACAAAAACUAAACUUGGAAAUUCUUUUACAAGGAGUGGAAGAAGUAAAAGUCCUAAUUUGAUAAGAUUAUAACCUUGAGACUGUGGAGAGUUUCUCAGAUAAAUAAGGUGGAAGAACAAUGGAGAAAAAAAAGGAAUGGGAAAGGAAUCUCUUAAGAACCAGACUAUUCUCAGUAUGUAACUAGGAAGCCUCUCUGAGGGAUGGGCCUCAGUCCCUGCCAUGUACCUCCCUACUUAGGCUACAAUUUCCUUCAAGGCGGCCCCCAGCUCUGGGAAGGAAUAUUGGUAGCCAGUGGCCAGUGUUCGCCGUGGAACUACCUUCUGGCCCUCCAGUAGCAUGACAGCACGCUCUUGCCCAAAGACAGCUCUCACGACAGUCCUGGGGAGAGGGAUGAAGGCUGGGCGGCCCAGGGCAGUGCCCAAGGCCUGGGCAAACUCUGCAUUGGUAGUUGUGGAGGCUGGAGCCACUCCAUUCAGGACCCCCUGCACGUGAUUUGCUUCAAGGGCAUGGGUCAGGAUUCCUGCCAGGUCCCUGAUGUGAAUCCAGGGGAAGAACUGGUGGCCUGAGCCGAUGGGGCCCCCCAAACCCAGGCGGAAGGGCAGUAGCAUGUGGCCGAUGGCACCACCUCCACGGCCUAGCACAACCCCUAGAACAGGCAAGAGAGAUGGUACAGGGAGGCCCCCUCAGCCUUGAAGCAGCCUGAAUGCUGCUCCCCAUUUCUCAUUUUCCCCUUCUUCACUCCACAUGUGGACCCAGUUCUGUAAUAAGAGUUGAGGGCUGUGGCUCUCCUUAGGACUUUCUAUUCUCCCCUCUAAAGACUGAGAAGUGAUGGCAUACUGUCUUUGUAAACUUAGCUCCUUGGAUAUCCUCCCCGCCCGCAGCCUAGAGAAGCCACUCCACCCUGUCUGGGACCCAGGUCCUUGGAUCUCACCAGAGCGCACCACCACCUGGCGUGUAGAAUCUCCAGGAAGCCUGGCUGCAGCUUCCCAUUUGGUUACGAGGUUGGAGAAAAAGUCAAAAUCCCCUCCUGGGCUGUCCUCAUCAUAUUCUGCGGUCAAGCUGGGCCGGUAGUAAGCUGUCGGAAAGCACUUGUUUGUUCUGGGUGUCUUUCCUGCCUAGUCCUAUGCAGCCAAGACUUCACUUGGCCUCCCCUAUGAGGCCCCAUGAGAAGAAAGCCAUGGAUAUUUCCCCUUGAGUUUCUCUGACCCGACUUGGUCCUGCGUGGAAGAACUCCUAACUUUGGUUGUGGGGCUACUCUCAGAGGCUGCUGGCAUAGUGGUUAAGAACAGAAACAUGGGGGCUGCCUGAGUUUUAAUUCAGCUCUGACUUUUGACAAAUUAUUUAACCUCUCUGUAUGGAAUUUUUUCAUCUUUAAAAUGGGAAUAAUAGUACCUACCUCAUAGGGUUGUUGUGAGGAUUAAGCAAUGUAAUAUGUGUAAAACAGAAUUGUGGCUGGUA
Molecule: messenger RNA, 6203 nt
Organism: Sciurus carolinensis (gray squirrel)
Lineage: Eukaryota; Metazoa; Chordata; Mammalia; Rodentia; Sciuridae
Gene: Khnyn
Product: KH and NYN domain containing
Exons: 9
Coding region: 408-2444 (678 amino acids)
Cellular component (GO): cytoplasmic ribonucleoprotein granule; nucleus
Molecular function (GO): mRNA binding; RNA endonuclease activity
Source: RefSeq, a predicted model, not a curated record